Fusarium graminearum PH-1 is the source of this 4281-nucleotide messenger RNA. RefSeq lists its product as uncharacterized. The coding region runs from base 1 to 4281 and encodes 1426 amino acids. Gene Ontology annotation, molecular function: RNA binding; ATP binding. The transcript is spliced from 7 exons. The record is from RefSeq and is a predicted model, not a curated record. Gene Ontology annotation, cellular component: intracellular anatomical structure. NCBI's taxonomy places the organism in Eukaryota, Fungi, Ascomycota, Sordariomycetes, Hypocreales, Nectriaceae.
AUGGCUGGCGGUACGAAGAAGAAAAAGAAACCCGCUGCCAACCCGGCUCGGGGUUUCGCUACCACUUCGGUCGCUUCCAAGCCCAGGCCAGAAGUUACCGAGCCCGAAUCAAAACCUGCAGUCGCCAAAAGCCAAGAUGCCCCUCCAUCGACGCAGAAAGAUGCCCCUCCAUCCUCGUCAACAGCUGGCAAUGCGACUGCCGCCGCCAACAGUCAAGAGGCGGCUCUGAGCCCCGAAGAAUUCGAAAAACACUUAGAAGAAUCUGAACUACAAAUUCUUGUCGAAAAACAUGCCACGAAAACGAAGAAGGAUGCCUUGCGUCAACGGAACCGGCUCGAUACCGAUCGUCGUCUUUUUCGCAGCCAAGCCGACACUAUCAAUAGCUUCAAAUGGUUACCUCAGGACUUGAUGAAUCACAUACUUGAUUUAAUCCAAGCUGAAAAUCGUUUCACAGCUUCGAGUUUGUCUUCGUCAGACAGCACUAAUGCUGGUAAGAUGCUACCUGAGGAAGAAAUGAUCAUUCGCCUCUGGACCUUACAACAAACCUUGACUGCGGCUGAGUUUCCUACCGAGCGUGUCGCCGCCGUCAUACGCUAUAUUCUGGAUAUUGCCCCCAAUGUUUCAACUACAAGCAGAGAAUCAAUCUGGGGACUCGAAGAAGCACUCGACUGGCUGGCCCGAGAAUGUAGAACUGAUGAGCUACCCAACUACGAACCUAAAUCAAAGCCGAUACUCAAAAGCACUACUGAUACUCCGCAGGAUAGUCCAGUUCCAAGUCGCUCAAGUACCCCUCGCCAUGCAGAUCCGCGAAACGGCCGCAAGAACAAAUCUUCUGGGGUCAAAGGCCGGCCAGUCAGAAACUCACCUGAUAAAAAGAUGGCGGUAGCUUGUGAUAGUGAUAUAGAACCCGACGAGCUUGUUUCGAAAUACUUGGAGAGCAGAGCAAAACUGUUAGAGUAUGAGCGUGGACGACCCGAGAACUUGCCAAUCAACGAACAUGACGAGCAGCUUGCUAUUGCCAAGCUUGAGGCCAAAAUUAGAAAGAUCGAGUCGGAUGUGCUCUUCGACAAGUAUGAGGCAGAUCAGCAAUGGAAGGUCCAGAGAGUUGAUCUAGAGAGACAGCUAGCUGCUGCAAAACACGACAGGCAAGAUCAAGCUGGUGAGAACUUGGUCGUGGAAAGAGAGCCCGCAUCUGAAAAGACUGAUGUUGGUGACAUCAGCAACGAAGCUGAACGCAUCGCUGCUGAGAUAUUGGCUGAAGUCAACGAUGAAGAAGAUGAUAUUGGAGGGCUGUUCGCAUCCCUGCCACAGAAUGAAGUCGACGCAAGCACAGGUGAAAGCCGUACUGUUGUUAAUUCAGCCGACGGGAAUCAAGUUGUGAUUCGUGAUUUUGGCAAAUCGACCGGUGUUAGUCCUCGGCGAGCUCUCGAGGAAGCAUGCCGCUCAAGGGAUUCAAUGGCGAAAAUAACAUACACUAUCGUGUCGGACGCGUCGUUCGCAAACCGUCAUUCUGUGGACAUUAUUUGGACAAAACCUCAAGACUUACCACCACCAGCGGCUUCAUCGGAAGUUGAAGUCGUGGCGGACCAUUUUCGAUUUACAUUCACCAUGACCAGCAUAGCCACACCGGAUUCGAAGCAGUCAGAAUCCUAUAUCUCUACCGCAGCUUUAUUCUAUACAUUUAGUGGUAACACUAAGGACGAAAAGGUUGCUAUCAGACUCCACCACGUGUGGAAAGAUGUUUGGGCGGAGCUUUCCGAAGCUAGGAAAGCACAGAUUGACGAAAAAGAUAGAGAAGUAAUGAGGGACUUAAGAUCCCUAGUUCGUGAACGUCACGACCAGGAGCUCGAAGACGGCGUCAUAAUUCAAGGGGCAUUCCGAGGACGGGGCAGCAAACAUGCCACCGAGGCAGGCGAUGAUGGCAGUCACGAUCGCUCAAGGCAGAAUACUACAAAUGGCGAGUAUUACCAGAAGAUUUGGGCAGAUAAAUCUAGCACCCGCAAAUUCCAAACGAUGCUGCAAUCCCGAAUGCAAUUGCCCAUGUGGCACUUUAGAGAGCAAGUAUUAGAAGCUGUCGAUGGAAAUCAGGUUGUCAUUGUUUGUGGUGAGACUGGAUGGUCACUCGUGGGCUACUCUAUUCGAUUAGAAGCCAACACCUCAAGAGAGACAAGACUGGUGUAUGCAACUACCGGUAUUGUCAUGCGGAUGCUCGAAGGGUCCAAUGAUCUCCAAGAGGUGACACAUUUGGUACUUGACGAAGUGCACGAACGGACAAUUGACAGUGACUUUCUUCUCAUUGUUCUGAAAAAGCUACUUGUCAGACGUAAAGACUUGAAAGUCGUUCUCAUGUCUGCCACAGUCGAUGCAGAUCGUUUCUCCGCUUACCUUGGUGGUGCACCAGUCCUCAACGUUCCUGGACGGACUUUUCCUGUCCAAGUUCGAUACCUUGAGGAUGCCAUCGAGCUUACUGGAUAUGCGCCUGCAGACUCCGAACCUGAUAAAAUGUUGGACCUGGAUGACGACCCUGCUGAAAGUGAGGGAGAGAACACAAAGAGCGAUAUCUCUAAGAGCCUUGCAAGUUAUUCAUCAAGGACUAAAUCAACUCUGACUCAGAUUGAUGAAUAUCGAAUCGAGUUUGAUCUGAUUCUCCAACUCAUAGCUCAAAUCGCCAUCAACGACCAACUCCAAGACUUCAGCAAAGCCAUUCUUGUCUUCCUGCCAGGUAUUGCUGAAAUCCGCACGCUGAACGACAUGCUUCUUGGAGACCCAAGGUUUGCUAAGGACUGGCUUGUUUAUCCUUUACAUUCUACAAUCGCAACCGAGGAUCAGGAGUCAGCAUUCCUUGUCCCGCCACCAGGAAUCCGUAAGAUUGUCCUCGCUACCAACAUCGCCGAGACUGGAAUUACUAUUCCUGAUGUCACUUGUGUCAUCGACACUGGCAAGCAUCGGGAGAUGCGAUUCGAUGAGAGACGACAGCUUUCGAGACUGAUCGAUACAUUUAUCUCUCGAGCGAAUGCAAAGCAAAGGCGAGGUCGCGCCGGUCGUGUACAAGAGGGCCUAUGCUUUCACAUGUUCACCAAGUUCCGCCAUGAUCAGCUCAUGAGCGAUCAACAGACGCCUGAGAUGCUCCGUCUCUCGCUGCAAGAUUUGGCCAUUCGUGUCAAAAUCUGCAAAAUUGGAGGGAUUGAGGAGACCUUGGGCGACGCACUCGAUCCACCCUCGGCCAAGAACAUUCGUCGAGCGGUUGACGCGCUGGUGGACGUUCGCGCCCUCACUCAGACCGAGGAACUGACACCACUUGGAUAUCAACUGGCCAGGCUGCCACUGGACGUGUUUCUGGGCAAGCUGAUCUUGUACGGUGUGAUUUUCAAAUGUCUGGACAUGGCCAUUACCACUGCUGCUAUUCUAUCUUCCAAGUCGCCCUUCUCUGCACCCUUUGGUCAGCGUACUCAAGCAGAUAAUGCCCGUAUGGCUUUUCGCCGUGGGGACUCCGAUCUCCUUACUAUAUAUAACGCUUACCUGGCAUGGAAGAGGGUAUGUCAGUCUGCAGGCGGUGGCGGGAAGGAAUUUCAAUUUUGCCGCAAGAAUUUCUUGAGUCAGCAAACUCUUGCCAACAUCGAGGAUCUCAAGGGACAGCUCCUCACUUCUUUAGCAGAUUCUGGGUUCCUUUCUCUGACUGAAGAAGAGAGGCGAGCGCUAUCCCGUGCCCGAUUCUCUGGUGGACGAGGAAGAAGGCAGCAGCAGUUCUAUGACAUCCCUCGAAGGGUCAACCUCAACAGUGACAACGAUGUUGUUUCCGCAUCAGUUAUAGCUUGGAGCUUCUAUCCUAAGAUCCUAGUGAGAGAUGCACCAGGAUCAAAGGGCCUGAGGAAUAUUGGCACAAACCAAUCGAUUAGCCUCCAUCCGUCAUCCGUCAAUCGAGGUCGUCUUGAUCUUCGCUGGCUGUCGUACUAUCAUAUCAUGCAGUCCAGAGCAGUAUAUCACGCCCACGAGGCUACAGCCGUGGAAGCAUUUCCCAUUGCUCUUUUGUGCGGCGAUAUGUAUUCUGGAGUAAUUAUUCUGGAUGGAAACCGAGGACGUUUUGUAGUCCCCGAUUGGAAGACGAUGUUGGUCAUAAAAGUUCUCCGAACACGUCUCCGCGAACUGUUGACACGGUCUUUCAAACAACCAGGCAAGCUGCCUACCGCUCAACAAGAGAAGUGGCUUGAUGUUUGGCAGAGGAUCUUCACACAAGAUUUUGGACAAGAUAGAUCCACUACGGGGAUGACGAUCAAGGCAUGA